UAUAAAAUAAUGCAGUUUCCCAAACUUCUUCCUUGAUGAAAUAUAAUUUCUACACAAUUUCAAAAUAGUUUUAAAACGUGUCCCACAAAAUCAAAACUCAAGAGUAUUCUCUUUAUGCAUGAUGGCACAACAAAACUUUGUUCCUGGAACUGCUAGUCAAGAUCCCAAUAAUGAAGUGGAGCUUACUAUUUCGGCAAAGAACUUGUCAAAUAAAGAUCUUGUUUCCAAGUCUGAUCCUAUAUGUGUGGUCUACAUUCAACAGGGCCAAUCUUGGGUAGAACAUGGCAGAACUGAGCAAAUUGUCAACUCGUUAAACCCAGAGUUUUCCAAAAAAAUUGUUAUUGGCUACCGCUUUGAAGAACUGCAAAAGUUAAAAUUUAAAAUCUAUGAUAUUGACAGUAAGAGUACUGCCUUGGAUAAACAUGAUUUCUUGGGAGAGGCUGAUUGCUCUCUUGGGCAAAUAGUUUCUUCUGGCAAGAUUGUUAUCCCACUUCAUCACCCUAAGAGCAAAAACAAAGGAGAAUUGUGCAUAGUAGCUGAAGAAAUAGGGGCACUUAAGGAAGAUGUCGAAUUCCUGUUUAGCGCCGAGGGUUUCAAAAAGAGCGGGAUCCUCAGCAAACCGGAUCCGUUUUUAGCCAUUUAUAAAGAAAACACUCUAGUUCAUCGCACAACGUUCAUAAAAGACAACUGUAAUCCAAGGUGGCCAAAAUUCACUAUCCCUAUGCGAUUGAUACGCACAAAAGAUCAAAAAGAUGUAGCAUUAUCACUGCAGUGCUGGAAUUGGAACGGAGAUGGAAGCCACAAACUAAUGGGCGAGGUACACACUACCACACAAGGAAUUCUACAAACUCCCAAAACUUUCUCGUUGGAUGAUAAGAAAACAGGAAAAAGCGUGGGAAAGUUGUGUUUACAUGAAGCCAAAGUAAUUAAAACCUUUUCUUUCUUGGAUUAUAUCACGAGCGGCACUCAGAUUAACUGCACAAUUGCCAUAGAUUUCACUGGUUCCAACGGAGCUCCCAAUAACCCUAAUUCCCUACAUUAUAUGGGACCUACGCCUACUCUCUACGAGCAAGCACUGCUGUCUGUCGUCACAAUUAUUCAAGACUACGAUAGUGAUAAACAUUUCCCCGUUCUUGGAUUCGGAGCGAAAGUUCCGCCUAACGGUAUUCUUUCCCACGAAUUUUUCGUCAACCUGACUCCCAAUCCACACUGCUUUGGAGUUAAUGGGGUAAUUGAAGCAUACCGGAAAUGUUUACCUUGCAUUCAGCUUUACGGACCUACCAAUUUCUCCCCAGUAAUUAAUCAUGUGUCACGCUUCGCCGCAUCCCACUGUAACGGAAACAAUUAUUUCAUCCUCCUUAUUCUUACCGAUGGGGAGAUUACUGAUAUGCUGGAGACAAAGCAGGCAAUUAUUGCUGCAUCCCAUCUCCCGAUGUCAAUCAUAAUCGUUGGAAUUGGCCAUGCCGACUUUUCAUCAAUGAAGGAACUGGACAGCGAUAAUGGGCAUUUAUCUGCUAACGGCCGUACUGCCGCACGCGACAUCGUGCAAUUUGUUCCUUUUCGUGAUUUCUUGAAUCAGCCAGAUCCAUACCGCGCAGCCGUAAAUUUAGCCAGUGCUUUGCUAAUGGAGAUUCCCAACCAGCUAGUGGCUUUCAUGAAAUCCAAAAAUUUGACACCUAAACAUCCACAUUAAUGUAAGCCCAAACUUAUUAUUUCCACGCUUACUGUAUCACCGUAGCUUAUCCGCGACUAAGUGUUCCUAACUUUCUAUAAGAUCCUUCAUUUCUGUUUUCUUUCAAAAUUCGAUUUACAGAUAUUAAUCUAAAUUAAUCUACGUUAACCAUUCCAAUUUUAUCAUUUGAAUAAAAUACCCGGUGCAGGUACAAUAAGAGCGGUUA
Daphnia pulex (common water flea) is the source of this 1898-nucleotide messenger RNA. Its product is annotated as copine-8-like. The transcript has 7 exons. The record is from RefSeq and is a predicted model, not a curated record. The coding region runs from base 119 to 1693 and encodes 524 amino acids. NCBI's taxonomy places the organism in Eukaryota, Metazoa, Arthropoda, Branchiopoda, Diplostraca, Daphniidae. Gene Ontology annotation, biological process: cellular response to calcium ion. Gene Ontology annotation, cellular component: plasma membrane. Gene Ontology annotation, molecular function: calcium-dependent phospholipid binding.